CUUUCUGCUUCUUCUGUAAAUGCUAAAGUAUUCUUCGGGGAAUAUCGAUUAAAUUUGAUUGGCGCUCGUUGUGAAUUGACUUUAGAUGUCCAUUUUGAUUGAAUUGCGUUGUAAUUUGCAACUUAUGUUAGGGUUACAUCUAAACUGGACACAUUUUCCACUGGUUGGAGUAAUUUUAGAUGUAGCAAGACAAAGAUUAUGAGUUACGAACUGCGCAUGUGGACUAUAGAUAGUUUAUGUGAUGCUUAUGUUGGUGAUCAUAGCUUUUUAGUUUUCUCGUAGACAUUAUCAGGGCUGGAAAAGUAAGGUUUGCAGAUCCUGAAAUUGAUAGUACUUCUAAUCUUAGAACAGAUCCAUCUAUACUUCGCCAUGAGCCAACUGAGGCUCCAGGAUCCAAUUCACCAAAAACUUCAGAGUAUGCAUUCUUCAAGAAAUUAAAGAAGGAUGCAGGUUGCUGUCGCCCUUAUCCUUUAAAUAAAGAGGACAACAAAUUGAAGAAGUUUGAACCAAGUGGCUGGACCAGAGAGAUCACAAACAUGUCCAAGGACAGCAGUUCUGAAUUCAGAUCCUCCUCACCCAUCCAAAAAGAAAGACAUAUUUCCCACAAUUUUUUACUAUCACCACAUGCCAAUGUAUCGAAGAGUUCAGAUCCAACUGAUAUUGGCAAAAUUAGCCACAAGGACAUCAGGUCCCCAUUGGAUGUUGAAAAAAUUACACCUAUGAGUGACAAGUUCCUCUGCUCACCCCUUGAUUGUGCAUUAAGAAAAUUAGGAAGUGAAUACUUGGAUGGAGAAGUCUUUUCUGGAAAAAGAAAAAGAUUAUAUCAAUUGGCCUUGGAGUCAUUACCUGAAGUUGAGAAACUGUGUUCUGAUCGGUGCAAUUUGGUUUCCAUCCUCCUCAAUCGACUGUUUCCUGACAUUGAAGAAAGCAAUUGCUGUAGGGAUGCAAGGCCAGCGCCACCAAUAGCUGGUCCCAAAUUUUCAUCAGAUGUUUCUCAUGAGUCAGAUACCUACUGUAAGGGAUUUUAUUGUACUGAAAGAAGAGACCUCGUCCAAGCUGAGCAUGGGUGGUACUCAAAUGAUUUCUGUCAAAGAUCAAUAGAGAUAAGUCCUUUAAACAGCCCUGCUGCAAAAGAACAAUUUCAGUAUGAAAACAAGAAAUAUUGGUCUGAUUAUGAAGGCGGAACUGCAAGUUUGGUAACUGUAGGUGAUCCAUACUAUUGCACUAAACUAGAAAAUUAUGGAACUAUUUCAUCGAAUCAUAUCAAAAAGCUGAAUAGAUUUCAAGACACGGACGAAUUUGCCAAUGGAAUAGGGCCACGUGCUCUGUUACUGAGUUGGGACUUUAACCGCUUGAAAGAUAAAGGAGAUUCAUCUAUUACAAGUUGUAGUACAGAGAUUAAAUUACACUCCGCAGUGGCAGCUUCAUGGGAUGAUCACCAACAGGAUCUGGAUAGUAGUACAGAUGCAGGUUGGUUGUGCUCAUCAACUUUCUUUUCCGAUAUUCCUUCCAAAUUUACCUCAUUACCACAUUGCCAUAGUUGGGAUUUUGAAAGAUUCCUUGAAGAGGAGAAGUUUGUCGUUGGGGAACUGAAGCAUCGCCCACUGACUUUGUCAGAUGCUCCAAACUGUCUUAAUCUAAGAGGAGACUCCUAUAAUUACAAUUCAAACAAAUGUAGCAGUCUAUUCUCUCAUCAUCACUACCCAUGGACUCUAAGCAAGCUUUUCAACGAGAAGUGUCAUCCUGAUUUUGGACCGUUUGUCCUUCACUCUGGACUAGGUUUUGAUUUAAAGUCCUCACCAAUAAGCAGUUCCUUUGAUGAACUUAAUCCAUCAAUUUAUGAUGUUUUUCAUUCACCACAUAAGGAAUGUCCAGAUUCUUUUCUUCUUGCAGCAGAGGAACAAGAGGAUUACUUGGAUAGCACGAACCACAGACAAAUUAUCACUCAUUGUGCUAAAGAUAUAUUUGACAGUAAUCAGUGGUCUUCCAUAAAUUCCAGGAUACCUCUUGACAAAGAGAUCACUGGCCCCUUGCUGCUUGACUGUUCAAGUUGGAUUGGAUCUGAAGAAGACAAUAAUAAUGACGACAAAAAGAGUAUGAAUCUGAUGCUUCCAGCCAUUUUUAGAUACCCUUUUGAUUAAGAUCACCAAGGUAUGGGCACUGCUGUUAGUUUUCGGCUCUUGAGGGUAAGUAAUACUUCUUUGGUAGCUGCAUUCUAAAUGGAAAUCUUUAAUGCCUUCAUGUCUUUGGUUGGUUGUUGAGUUACUAUGAUAUAAAUAUCUCAUCAAUUGACCUCUUGAUUUGUGAACCUCGCUAUUUUAUUAAUGAGUUGCCACUACAGAUUAUAUACUCCUAUUCAAGAGAUUUACUGGCAAUAUUAUAGUCAGAGCCGGCCUAAUGAAGUUGGGGACCCAGACAAAAAAAGAUUUGUUGAGGUCUUUAAAUAAUACACUUUUUUAUACCAAACAUUUCAUCAUUUUAUUAAAUAAAAGUUAAAAUUCAAUAAACUACAAAAUAUAAUAAAAUAUUUAUAAUGUUUUGUAUUUAAUUUUUAAUAAAAUAUUUAUUAUUAAAAAAUAAAUAAAUAUAUUAUAAAUUUUAAAAAUAUGGGGCCUUCCAAUUUUGGGGGCCUUAUGUCAUGGCAUAUAUGGCUUUAUAAUUGGGCAGGCCCUAAUUAUAGUCUAGUCAGUAGCUGGAAGAUAGCUCUAGAAUCUGCUACCAUGUUAACAAAUCAACAAAAAGCUAUUUUUGAACUGAAGAUUACUGUCUAAACUCUUAUGAAAGUCUGAGGAGAAAGAAGUAUUAAAGUAAUAGAGAUGUUUUGAAAGAUCCUUCUUUAGCUAAUGAAAUGAAGAAAAAGUAACUGCACUAUCGGAGAAAGCUGCAUUAGUCUGCUUUGUCUCCCCCUUCCCCCUUUCUUCCCUUGGAUUCUAUACAUAUAUAUAUAUAUGUGUGUGUGUAUACAUCUUACAUUAUGCAUGUGCAAUGUGUUAUUUUCUGCAUUUUUACGCGUAAGAGUGAGACCUCUCAUGUGCUUGCAAUUUGUCCUGGAUCAAUAGGUCGUAGACAUAUUACUCGAUUUCUGGGCUCUACUAAUUCCAUCGUAUUUACAAAAAUCCCAAGCCAUUCACCAGGGCUGUUUAAAUACCUUUUUCAUUUGUCUCACAGCGUGCCGUGUAUAUAUGUGGAACAGGGUCUUGGCCUUUCCCCUAGUUGUUUAUCUUGCCUCAUUAAAUAGGUAACACAUUAAACCGCCCCUGGUAGAGGGGAUAGGCAUAGCUACUAGAAUAGCAUUUGUUGUUUCGCUAUAUUGACUCUAGGACGGAACGGAAACCUAAUUAUCCGACAAAAGGUACUGGGAAUUUAUUUCGUUGCCCUAAAGAUUCUGGAAUUGUACUGAUGGGAAUGCUUCCAUAUUCUGCGCUUAACAUCUUCAAUGCAGGCAUCCUUUUUUAGUUGCUCAGCUUCUUCAUUAUCCUGACUCCUGACCAUUUAGAACUGGCAUUUCUGCAAAUGCUAUUACUCCACGUGGCUCUUCAUUUUAAAGGUCAUAAUAAUAAUAAUAAUAACAAUUUUUACCUCAUUAAUUAUGUCUCCUAGAAUUGCAUAAAUAUUUCAAUUGCUUAUAUCUGUUAUCUUCUUUUUAAUUGUCCAUAUCAGAAGACAACAUCUUUCUUCAUUAGUUUAAUUACCCUAUAUCUAUAUAUGGCAUGGCCGCCAAGUCAGGUCUGUCGGCAGUUCACUACCGAAUGGUAGAAAUGGGGAGUAGGAAUUUAUUUUCUCUGCAAAAUUGAGCUGUACUCGUCUUUGGUUAUUUUUUACACCUAGGAGAUAGAUACUUUCAAACAGGGUUUCAAUUAAGCUAUGAUUUCAUCAAAACAUGGAUUCCUAAAUUAAUUGGAGAUUGUUUUGCGUGGCGAUGGUUUCUUUUGGUAAAAUUUGAAGAGUUCUUUAUUUAUUAUUAUCAUUAACAAUAAUUCAUGGUAUUGAGUAGAUUUAUUGUUAAUUUUAAAUAAAAUUAUAAUAAAUUAUAUAUCAUAUCAAUUUAUAAAUUUUUUUUGUUAAACUUAUUUAUAAAUAUAAUAUUUUUCCUUCAUAAAUAGACGAUCCACCAAAAUCAGAGUCUUGGUGUGAGCAUCUACAAGACAUUUUGGAAAUGUUUCACUUUAGUACUCUUAACUUUGAUGUAUGCCUUCUUGACCCAUCUUGAAUAGAAGAAUGAUAAAUGUUAUUUUGUAAUGUUUAUAUAUUAAUGUUUUGUAUUUUAUAUUAUAUAAAAAUAAAUGUAUAAUAUAUUAGUCCACGAGGGUUAUUUAUGUAAGUUUUAGUUCUCUGGCUGUCUUAUAGUUAUUUUUUCGCUGUUUUUGAGGGGCAGCAAGACAGCCAGUAGAAUGUGGGGGAUUAAGUAUAGGAUCUGGGCCUGGGUUGCGUAGGUUGGUUGUGGCAUUAACUUAAUUGGACCACCCCGUACCAAGUAGGUCGCUGCUUAUGCAUAACAUUGAAGGUAGAUAAAAGACGACAAAAAAAAAAAAAAAAAAGAGGACACCUGGCAUGCCCCCCCUCGCCCCCGGGCCUUCCCCUCUGUAUCCGUGGUCCCCACCUACCAGCCAACCCAUCGACUAGGUCUCCUCCUAAUUGUUUAACCUCUCCAUCUUGAAUUUUAUCUAAAAAAAUAAUAUAUUUAUUAAAAUCGCAUAAUUAAAAUGAGAAAUUCUUGCAGGACCCCAGAUUUAGCAAAAAUAUACUGACCACCACCUCUGAACUAUUAGCGCAAUUUUCCUCUUCUUGUUAAGAGACACCCAUUAAUCCUUUUAAAUUCUCCAAGAGUGUCACUUUUCUCUCUACUAUAAUUACACAAAAAAAAAAAGUAAUUUAUUAUUUUGAGAAUCACUUAGAUCACAAAUAAACCAUGAGAAUGCAAUAUGACUUGAUUCAUUUCAUUUCAUGGUCGAAAUUUUAAUAUAUGGUUUCUUUCUUUUAUUUUUUUUCUAAAGCAUUCAUUACUGAUGUAAACAAUAUCUUUGACACUUAAUAAAUGUCUGGGCAAGUUUGCAUGUGUUGUUAACAAUUAAUUUAAGAGCCUCCUUUUUGCAUUGUGAUAAAUAAUAUAAUAUUAUAAUAAUGUAAUAAAGACUCAUCUCGUAUCUACCU
This is a messenger RNA of Diospyros lotus (date-plum), 5151 nucleotides long. RefSeq lists its product as uncharacterized. The coding region runs from base 537 to 2141 and encodes 534 amino acids. Lineage: Eukaryota; Viridiplantae; Streptophyta; Magnoliopsida; Ericales; Ebenaceae. The transcript has 7 exons. The record is from RefSeq and is a predicted model, not a curated record.